UAAUAUAAAAUAGAAGCUGUGUGUGAAUAAACUAUAUAUAUAGGUUAUGAAUUGAUAUUCUGCUACAGAUUCCUGCAGACGAUAAAUUAUAAACUUUGGAAAGUAAUUUCUAGAUGGCAUUUAAUAAACGCGAAUUGAUGAAAACAUAUAAUUACGUUUUGUUUGUGCAUUUCUGUUUACGUUGACUCGUUGCUAAGGAGAACUUGACAAGUAUUAUGUCAAACACAUAACUUUGACAAGUUAUUUCGAAUGUUACUUUUAGCAAUCAAGUAAGCACGAAAUGUUUUUCAUAUAACAAAGAGCUCAAAGUGUGACAUUCUGUGAAAAAUUCGAGAGUCUGACUGAUAAAACAAGAUGUUUGUAUAUCUGAGUAAAAAAAUUUCCAUACCAAACAACUAUCGAUUAAACUGUAUAGCAUGGAAUCAAAGAGAUGGAUACAUUGCUGUCGGAGGAGAAGAUGGCCUUUUGAAGGUGUUACGAGUAGAUUCUAAUGUCAAUGGAUCACACAGUGGAGGGAAAUCUCGAGGCUUGGCUGCAGCAAGUAAUUUGACUAUGAAUCAGCCUCUAGAAGGCCACAAUGGUCAUGUUCAAGUAGUCACGUGGAAUGAAGCUCAUCAGAAGCUGACCUCAAGCGAUCAAAAUGGAGUUAUAAUUGUUUGGAUGCUGUAUAAAGGGUCAUGGUACGAAGAGAUGAUAAACAAUCGUAAUAAAUCUGUGGUAAAAGGAAUGGCAUGGAGCUGUGAUGGUCAAAAGAUAUGUAUAGUCUAUGAAGACGGAGCUGUAAUUGUUGGUUCCGUUGAUGGUAAUAGAAUCUGGGGUAAGGAACUCAAGAAUGUAUCUCUCUCUGCCGUUCAAUGGUCUCCUGAUGGAAAGUUGCUUCUAUUCGGUUUGAAAAAUGGAGAACUUCAUCUCUACAAUAAUCAAGGUGUAUUCCUAACAAAACUGAAUGUACCCUCGUUAAAUACCUCUCAGUUUCAGAUCAUAGUGGCGUUACAAUGGUAUGAUGGAAGAAAUGGUUAUGUCGCCAUAGAUUGUCCAACUCUUGCUAUCUGCUAUCGCAAUGGUAUGAUACAAUUGAUGCGAGACACUAGUGAUGAUAAUCCAAUUAUGAUGGAAACUGGAGUGACUGCUUCAUGGUGCAGUUGGAACAGUAGCGGAUCUCUUUUAGCAGUAACAGGAAUGAUGCCGUUACUUAGUAAUGGAGAGACAAAGGACAUGAACGUUAUACAGUUUUACACACCGUUUGGCGAGCACGUGAGGACCCUAAAGAUACCAGGCAGAGAAGUAACAUGCUGCACAUGGGAGAAAGCUUCUCUUAGAGUUGCCUUAUCUGUCGACUCGCACAUAUACUUUGCGAAUAUUCGUCUGGAUUAUAAAUGGACUUACUUCAGCAACACGGUUGUCUUCACGAACGAGAAGAUCAGCAAGGAUGGCAUCUGCGUGACCUUUUGGAAUACGAGUAAUAACACGUGUUGCACCAAAUACGUGAGAUCUCUGAUAUCGAUAGCUUCGCACGGAGAACAUUGCGUGCUCUCUGUGAGAAACGAUCCUGCUCAAGCUACCGAACAAUUCGCUCUGCUCGUUUGUAACACCAUCGCCACUCCAAUAGACUCUAAAUUCAUGGAUCUGGAGCCGCUAUACCUCACUAUGACUCCCAGCAUGGUCAUGGCCGCGUCCAAGAAUAAUUUCCUAAUAUGGCACUUUCGUACACCACGUAAUUCAACACUACACCCCAGCAGGAUGCGCAAAUAUAGGAUCUAUCACGUGGACGAAACGCCGACCGGCGUGACAGAAGUUAUUCAGGAUUUGGACAAGGACGGUACAUUCGAGACUCCCAUCAGUACGAAGGCUAGCGUGGACCCAAUCUGUUGUAUCUACGCCACUGAAAAGAUUCUUCUGGUUGGCAGAGAAUCGGGGAUGAUCCAACGAUACUCUCUGCCGCAAGUAACACUCAUGAACAGAUACAAUACAACGCGAAGAUUGCACAGAAUUGCAAUUAAUUGCGAUUCCACGCGUGUCUCAAUCAUGGAUGCCAAUGGUAUUCUCUCUAUGUUGGAUCUGGACCCGCAAAAAACGCCUAAUUCGCGAGACGGAGACGCGAGCGAGGAUAUAGUUAAGUUCGAGAGGAAGGACGUAUGGGCCAUGUGUUGGGCUCAGGACAAUCCAGCGCUCUUGGCGAUUAUGGAGAAGACCAGGAUGUAUGUUUUAAGAGGGCUGGAUCCCGAAGAACCUAUAGCCUGUUCCGGAUACAUUUGUGCGUUUCAAGAUUUGGAAAUACGUUGCGUUUUACUGGACGAUCUGAUGCUGAAACCAGACGAGACGCGAAAAGAAUUGAUCGUUGACUUGGAAGUGAAAUCCUUAAGAGACACGAGAGAAUUGCUGGCUAAAGUGGGUCUGAAGGAGGCGAACAAUUUUAUCCAAGACAACCCGCAUCCGCGUCUGUGGCGUUUACUGGCCGAGUCCGCGUUGACGAAGCUCGAUUUGGAAACGGCAGAAAACGCCAUGGUACGAUGCACGGAUUAUCUCGGCAUACAGUUUAUCAAGCGUUUGCAGAACGUGCAUAACGAUCAGCUGAAGAAGGCCGAAGUAGCGGCGUUUCUCGGCAAUUACGACGAGGCCGAGAAGCUGUAUUUGGACAUAGACAGAAGAGACCUGGCAAUUGCAUUGCGCCAAAAAUUAGGUGACUACUUUCGGGUGGUGCAACUGAUGAAGAUGGGCAUCGGCGGUUCGGACAAGCAGAUGGAGCACGCGUACAACAAGAUUGCCGAUCACUUUGCCGAAAGACAGAAUUGGGAGAGCGCGAAGGAAUAUUACGAGAAGAGCAGAAAUCUGGAGAAGCUUAUUCAGUGCUAUUAUAAACUGGAGGAUUUUCAUCAACUGGCAGCGACAGUGGAGCAAUUACCGGAUAAGAGUCCGAUCCUGAAGACCGUGGCGAGAAUGCUGGCUUCCGUAGGGAUGAGUUCGCAAGCGGUGGCAGCCUACAUGAAGUAUGGCGAUGUGAAACUUGCGGUGGAUACGUGCGUACGUUUAAAUCACUGGGACCAAGCUGUCGACCUGGCGAAAACUUAUAAGAUGGCGCAGAUCGGUGAGUUGUUAAACAAAUAUGCCAAUCAUUUAUUAUCGAAUGGUAAACGUCUGCAGGCAAUCGAGCUGUACAAGAAAGCCAACUACAAUUUGGAGGCGGCUAAGUUAUUGUUUCGUCUUGCCGAAGAGCAAGCCAGGUCUAAGUCACAUCCUCUACGCGUAAAGAAGAUAUACGUUCUCGCAGCGCUGCUGAUCGAGGAUCACAUCAACAGCGUGCCGGCGAUAAAAGGCGGUCGCAGCAACAUCGUCAUGGGUCUCACUGAAAGCAACGAGGAUACCAAGAUCAUAGAAAACGCCUGGCGAGGUGCCGAGGCAUAUCACUUCCUUUUGCUCGCCCACAGACAGUUGUACGACGGCAGUUUCGACGCCGCGAUGAAAACGGCUCUUCGACUGAGAGAUUACGAGGACAUUCUAGAGGUAGAAGACAUUUACUGUUUGUUGGCGCUAUCGAGUGCCGUCAAUCACGCAUUUGCCACCUGUUCGAAGGCCUUUAUAAAAUUAGAGGGCCUUGAGACGAUUUCGGAAGCGAAGAAAGAAGAGUACGAAGAAUUGGCAGUGAACAUCUUCACGAAACACAUCCCAAAGGACUCCCGCAACAACAAAGCAGAAUGCGUCAACUGCGAAACCCUGGUACCCGAUUGGUGCAUCGUAUGUCCUAAUUGCUCGACUAGAUUCCCGGCUUGCAUUAUUUCGGGCAAACCAUUGAUGGAUCUCAGCAUCGCGUGGAUCUGCACCGUUUGCAGACAUCAUGUUGCAGCGGAACGCGACGUAGUUAAUAUAAAUGCUUGCCCCUUAUGUCACAGCACUAUCACAUAUAUGUAAGGGAUGCAAAACAAUUUUGAGCAAUAAUCGAAUUUUUAUUUAUCAAAAAAGAUUUUUCAAAGUGCAAAACUGAUGUAUUUUAAUAAUUGUGCAAUAAGAAAAUUUAAAAAUUUAGUUUUAUC
Molecule: messenger RNA, 4028 nt
Organism: Nylanderia fulva
Lineage: Eukaryota; Metazoa; Arthropoda; Insecta; Hymenoptera; Formicidae
Gene: Oseg4
Product: intraflagellar transport protein Oseg4
Biological process (GO): protein localization to cilium; intraciliary retrograde transport; non-motile cilium assembly
Cellular component (GO): intraciliary transport particle A; non-motile cilium
Molecular function (GO): protein binding
Source: RefSeq, a predicted model, not a curated record